Messenger RNA from Cyclopterus lumpus (lumpfish), 3458 nucleotides. RefSeq names its product choline transporter-like protein 5-A. The record is from RefSeq and is a predicted model, not a curated record. Gene Ontology annotation, molecular function: transmembrane transporter activity. The transcript is spliced from 22 exons. Gene Ontology annotation, biological process: transmembrane transport. Lineage: Eukaryota; Metazoa; Chordata; Actinopteri; Perciformes; Cyclopteridae. Gene Ontology annotation, cellular component: membrane. Bases 156 to 2318 code for a protein of 720 amino acids.
AGUCGGGUCUCGAGAGGGAGGAAGGAGAGGAGGAGAGGAGGAGAGGAGGAGAGGAGGAGAGGAGGAGAGGAGCCGAGGAGCCGAGGAGCACUAUAAACUAGUUCACCAGCCGGCUGCUUCUUCACUCGUCCUUUGUCCGCCGACAGCAGCGCGCCAUGGCGCCGCGCGGCUCGGCCGUUCACAGCCAGACGGCCGCUGGAGCUGCGCCCUGCUACGGAGAACCACACCAGUUUGAUCCUUCCUUUAGAGGUCCAGUCCGCAGAAGAAGCUGCACUGAUAUCUUAUGUUGUUUGAUCUUCAUCAUUGUCAUCCUCUCGUAUGUGGCCCUGGGGAUAGUGGCCUGGUUGCAUGGGGACCCCAGGAAGGUGCUCCAUCCAACAGACAGCUAUGGCCAGUUCUGUGGCCAGAAGGGGACUUCCAAUGAGAAGAAACCUAUCCUAUUCUAUUUUAACAUCUUGAAAUGUGCCAAUCCAGCUAUACUCAUCAACCUGCAGUGCCCCACAACUCAGAUGUGUGUAUCAAAGUGCCCGGACAAGUUUGCCACCUACACUGAGAUGCAGCUGCAACACAAACUCGGCAAGAGCUACUGGGAAUAUUACAGACAGUUCUGCAAACCUGGCUUUAAUAACCCUGACAAGCCAGUAUCUCAGGUUCUACGAGAUGAGGACUGUCCCUCCAUGAUUGUACCCAGUAGACUAUUUCUCCAGAGGUGUCUCCCAGACUUCAUCACUCAGAAUGGGACGGUGACUGUAGCGAACAGAACCAGCUUCAAAGACGCUCUGGAAAUGGCUCGCAGUGUAACUGAACUCCAACAUGCAGCAAAGGGUAUAACAGGACUAGUGGACACCAAGGAGCUGGGCAUGAAGAUCGUGGAGGAUUAUGCCAAGUCAUGGGCGUGGAUACUCAUAGGGCUGCUCAUAUCCAUGGCUGUCAGCCUGCUCUUCAUCCUGCUGCUGAGGUUCACAGCUGGUUUGCUGCUGUGGACGACCAUCAUCACCGUCAUUCUGCUGCUGGCGUACGGUAUGUGGUUCUGCUCCGUGGAGUUGUCCCGGCUGAGACACAGACCCGGCUCCGACGUGGCCAUUGUGGAGGUGGGGCUGCAGACUGACCUGCAGGUCUAUCUGCAGCUCUCACAGACAUGGAUCAUACUGCUGGCGUCUUUGGGGGUGACGGAAGCUUCCAUCUUAUUGAUGUUGAUCUUCUUGAGACGAAGAGUGCGAGUGGCCAUCGCCAUGCUCAGAGAGGCCAGCAAAGCCAUCGGUCACAUCAUGUCCACGCUUUUCUUUCCCGUCGUCACCUUCCUCCUGCUGACUGUUUGCUUCUCCUACUGGGCGGUGACUGCCGUUUACCUCGCGUCCUCAGGGGAAGCUGUCUACAAGGUCCUGUCUCCUGAUGUCAGCUGUCCCCAUGACAACAGUACUUGCAACCCAGAGACCUUCAACAGAACCAACAUCUCCCAAUCGGCGUUGUGUCUGGGCUCUCAGUGUCAGUUCGCCUUCUACGGCGGGGAGACGUCCUACCACCACUACCUCUUCCUGCUGCAGCUGUCCAACCUCCUGGUCUUCCUCUGGCUGGUCAACUUCAGCCUGGCCCUCGAGCAGUGCACCCUGGCCGGGGCGUUUGCCAGCUACUACUGGGCCAGGAGGAAGCCUCAGGACAUCCCGCCGUGUCCGCUCUUUUCGUCGUUCAGCAGGGCCAUCAGGUAUCACACGGGGUCUUUGGCAUUUGGAGCUCUAAUUCUUUCAGUUGCCCAACUGGUCCGGAUCAUACUGGAAUACCUGGAGCAGAAACUACGAGGUGUUGACAACAGCCUGUCCAGGUUCAUGAUGCACUGUCUGCAAUGUUGUUUUUGGUGUUUGGAGAAAUUCAUUCGCUACAUGAACCGUAAUGCUUACAUCAUGGUGGCGAUCUAUGGUAAGAACUUUUGUACCUCUGCCAGAGAAGCCUUCUUCCUGCUGAUGAGGAACGUGGUCAGGGUGGCCGUUCUGGACAGAGUGACGGACUUCCUGUUGUUUCUGGGCAAAGUGCUGAUAGCAGGAGGAGUUGGUGCGAUUGCAUACCUCUUCUUCACAAGGAAGAUUCCUGUUAUCCAGGAGGAAGUGCCCAAUCUCAACUACUACUGGGUCCCCCUGCUGACGGUGGUGAUCGGGGCCUACCUGAUCGCUCACGGCUUCUUCAGCGUCUACGCCAUGUGUGUUGACACGCUCUUCCUCUGCUUCUGUGAUGACCUGGAGAGACACGAUGGUAGUUCAGAGAAACCUUUCCUCAUGUCCCCCGAGCUGCACAGAAUUCUGGGUAAAUCCAGUCAGCCGCGUUGAUAUCCGAUCCGCCUAGCUACCGCACCAGCAGUCCUGCACAGAUGUCACCUGGUCCAAGUCUCCACACGGAAGAAAUACAGGACAUCAGAAGGACGAGGGUCUGACCCUCCGUGAGACCCUGUAGGCUCAGGCUGGCUGGUCUGGUUCAGACCUGUGUCGACACACAGGGGCCACGUGGUGCCUCCUGAAAUGUGGACAUGAACCAUGUGUGAAACCAAAUCCGAAAGGAAGACUUUCAAACAGAACGAAGUCAGAACCAGAUGGUGUACUGAUGCACGGCCUGUUUUUAACGCUGUGCCAUUCUUGGUCUGCAAUCGUAUUUCAACCCUCCAUCGAGAACGUGAGCAGAAGGUUGUUUUGUAUUAAGAUUCACGAGUGAAUUCACAAAAAUGUUGUCAUUCUCAAAGCAGCUCAGAGUGAAGAGCACCUCAAACGGUGCUCCUUUUUAUUUAUUCAGAAGUAUUUAGAUUAUGAGAUUUCUAUUUGAUAGGGACGAUGCAAUUUAACAGUUUAAUACAAAGCAUGCCACAGAGUUUAACCCCAUUUCUUAUUUUAAACUAAAAACGAAUGAAUAAAGCUAAAGACGCAUUUAUGGGAUGUGCAGCAGGUGUGUAACCAACUCAGACAAGAGAUAAGUAAUUCAUCCGGUAUCCUCAUUAAUGGUGUAUGAGUUCACUAGCAUAACAUCUGGAGGAGUACAGAGGCACAAUGAAAAGAGAAAAGCUAAAGGACCACACCUUUUCACUGUACAUGCUCAUGUAAUGUUUCGGAUGAAUUUUCAAAAGAGUGGGCGUGGCCUGUAGAGUCACCGAAGACAUAAACACAGUACAGCGUGCAGCUGGAGCUGCAGCCAGCCGUACUGAAGACCUCACAACACACACUGCCACGGUCCCGUCCCUCACGUAUGUGAUAUUAGUAUUUAUGGAGAAGAGCAUCUACAUCUCUCGGGAAACCAGAGAAAGAGACCUGCUGUGUUAUAAGAAAACACUGUUCACCAAGACUUCACACAAUGUACACACCCUGUUCAUUUUUAUACCAUGGAUUGAUUGUUUUUAUUUGUAAUGUGAGCGUGUUUUUAUCUGUAAGUUGGUUCAAAUAUAAUAGAAUGUUCAUAUCUUGAUUAAAAAAAGAAUAAAUGUG